AUGUAUGGCACGCCUCAUUCCCUCUCGACGAUGAAUGGUCUGGGAGAGGUCGUCGACGGUUCCGGUACAAUCGACCCGGCGAACCUGAGCAAUUCAGUCUCUGUUCUGCCGGUCCCAUCCCCUGCAGAAGCAACCCCCCGUGGCAUUAAGCGCACUCGCACUCCAGAUCGCAGUGGGAAUGGCCAUACAGAAGGAGAUCAGGAUGAUGAAGACCAGGGUCGUCGCAAACGCGGCCGUCCGCCCAAGAUUCCGAGGGCUAGCUCCAAUGACCACCCUGCGCACACUCCGAUUCAAACCCCCCAGAUGCAAUCCCGCCCGCUUCCCCAACAUAGUGCCGGAUCCCCACCUCUUGCGUCGCCUCCUGAUAAGACUACUCCCACUAAAUCCCUGGUCAAGGCUCUCCCAACCGUCCGAGAUCAUACUUCCGAUCAGCUCAAUGAUGAGGGUGACGAGUACAUCCCCAAGGAGUUUGACGAAGCGGGAGAAACCAAGGUUGAUGCUAUGGGAUACCUGCAGGGCAGUCGUGACUACAAAUGUCGAACCUUCCGUGUGCCGAAUCGAGGCACUAAGUUAUUCAUGUUAGCGACAGAGUGCGCAAGGGUAUUGAACUAUCGUGACUCGUACCUGUUGUUUAACAAAAACCGGUCUCUUCACAAGAUAAUCGCAUCCCAAAUCGAAAAGGAUGAUUUGAUUCAGCAAGACAUUCUUCCUUAUUCCUACCGAUCCCGUCAAAUCGCGAUUGUCUCUGCCCGGUCUAUGUUCCGUCAGUUCGGCAGCCGCGUAAUUGUCAAUGGUCGGCGAGUACGAGAUGACUACUGGGAGAGUAAAGCAAGGAAACAGGGCUUCACGGAAGAAGAUCUAGCGGGCGAGAAGCGCCCAGGCGCAUCCAAGAUUCGAGACGGAUCCACUGCCGAGACUACAACGUCUAGCCUGUUACCGGCGCUUCCCCAUAACGAUGUCAUCUUCAGCAAUACGAUCGAGCCUUUACCAGCGGGUCUUUCCUUGGAUGUCUCGGAUUCCCCCUCAUUUAACCAACUUCCAAUGAUUCACAUGGCCACAACGGAGGAUCCGCGACUACGGGAAUACAACAGCAUUCCUCGAGUGCGCCAAGAGCUGACUGGUCAGACCUACCAGGAUCGCAGUCAACCCAGUUCAGGAGCAGAGAUCAUCAAUCAGGCCUCCCACGCUGCCGAAUUCAACAAGAUUCUUGCGUCACAGCGAAACUUUCGCAAGAAGGGACUGGAGGAGUUCUAUUCUAAGCCGCGUGAGGUCCCUGAGACAGAACCACAGUCUACCACUGCCCUUGAGUCAGGUCUUUCUGUGUCACAGCCCAUCCAACCUGUCCAAAUGCCACCUGCUGGCAUUCCCAACCCUGGCCACGCUCAGCACGUCAUGCCCCAUCAGGCGGCUAUGAUGCAAGCUCAGCCUACUUUCCCUCAACAACAGCAUCAACAGUCUAUCGGGCAGUCACCGGUCAGAAUGGCACCAGGCAUGCGAGCCGAUCUCAUGCAUCAACGAUCUAAUCCAUCCAUGUCCGCUGCUGUCGGUCAGCCUCCUUACGGUUAUCCUGCUCAGCAACAACCCCAGCAGCAGAUGUGGGGUCAACCUCCACCGCAACCACAGCCAUCGCCAAUGUCCUCUGCUGGUCCACAGGGAGUUGGAAUCCCUCAAUACGCUCAGCAACUUGCCGCGGCCGCGGCUCAGCAGCAAGCACCAUCACCUCUCCACCAUGCCCAGCAGCCUCAACAAUCACCGCGUAACCAACAUCGUCCCCAAGUGCCUCAGAUGCCACAGCAGUUUCACCAGAUGCAACAUCCUCAGGCCCAGCAGCAAGCUAUGGGAUCCAUGGGUUUCCCCGGAGGAAACCCGGCCGCUUACCAAAAUAUGCAACGUGCGAUGUAUCCCGCCGGUCAAGGUCCUGGGCCUCAGGCAUUUAUGGCCGGCAAUCCUCAACAAGCCAGCAUGGCAAUGAGCAUGGGUGCAGGUGGUAUGCCUGGGUGGCCCGCCGGCCCUGGGGGACCGAUGCAACCUGGUCAACCCCAGCCUGGUCAAUCGGGCAGCCCACUGGGCGGAUGGUCAGGAUACUAG
Penicillium malachiteum is the source of this 2088-nucleotide messenger RNA. Its product is annotated as putative nuclear localization protein. The record is from RefSeq and is a predicted model, not a curated record. Gene Ontology annotation, cellular component: nucleus. Lineage: Eukaryota; Fungi; Ascomycota; Eurotiomycetes; Eurotiales; Aspergillaceae. Bases 1 to 2088 code for a protein of 695 amino acids. Gene Ontology annotation, molecular function: chromatin DNA binding. The transcript is spliced from 3 exons.